Messenger RNA from Chenopodium quinoa (quinoa), 1558 nucleotides. RefSeq names its product protein FLX-like 4. The record is from RefSeq and is a predicted model, not a curated record. NCBI's taxonomy places the organism in Eukaryota, Viridiplantae, Streptophyta, Magnoliopsida, Caryophyllales, Amaranthaceae. The transcript has 4 exons. Bases 453 to 1277 code for a protein of 274 amino acids.
UCAUUGAUUCAAACGAGCACAAGCCAACUAGAGUCAGUCGAAUUUGAGCUAUUCGCGAGUUACACCGCUCAAAAUUAUCUAUUAUUUGUGGUGUUAUAUCCGGUUCACCAUUUGAGCUAAUCCGAAUUCGAGAUUGGUAGUUAUAUUCCAAUCCCCUCCCAAGUUUCAAUUAUUAUUCUUACCAAAUGUACCCCUAAUCGUCACUACAUCAACCGCCAAGGCGUCAAUUGGUAGCUUAAUACAGCCAACAAUCACCCCGUAAAAUAAAAAUAUAUAUAUAAAAAAAAAAAAAAAACGUCUCGCAUUGGUCUCGUUCAAAAGAGGCCGAUUAAAGCUUUCGAGGCUCCGAGCACUCGAGCAGGGCUUCCCGGCUUCCGUCGACAGAAACAUCUAACCCAAUUAUUCCGCUCCAGGCAGAAGCACUCGUUUUAGCCUGAGUAGAUUACUUGGAGAUGUCAGGAAGAGGUCAUCUCACGAUGCCUGGGAUGAUGCGGCAUGGACAACCACCUGGAAAUGGCACACAGAUUGAUGAGAUAGAUCAUCUUGUAAUGGAAAAUAAGAGAUUGGCAACAUCAAUAGCAGCUAUGAGACAAGAUCGUGCCAUGGUUGAAGAAGAAAUACGUAGAAUUGGGGCUCACAUUAGAAGUAUUGAGACGGAAAGUGAUAUUCAAAUUCGGGUUUUGCUUGAGAAGAUUGCAAGAAUGGAGUUAGGCCUUAAAGCUGGAGAGAGUGUGAAGAAGGACCUGCAACAGGCCCACAAGGAUGCACAGAGCUUAGUGGCGGCUAGACAAGAGCUGACAUUGAAAAUUAAGCAAGCAAGUCAAGAUCUUGACAAGUGGCAUACUGACAUUAAGAGGAUUCCGGAAUUGCUCUCUAAAUUGGACAGUAUGAAGCUGGAACACCAGCGUCUACGUUCGGCCUUUGAACAUGAAAAACACAUGAAUCUUGACCUUGUGGAACAUAUGCAAACGAAGGAGAAGAAUCUGGUCAGCAUGGAUAGGGAGGUAGAAACCCUGCGAGCCAAAAUACUGGAUGUGGAGAAGAGAGUGCAAGAACCCUAUGACAGCACACACCCAAAUCAAGAUGCACAAUACCCUUCUCUAUACCAGAGCAAUGAUCUGUAUUAUGAUCCAUAUAGAAGAGCAGCAAUUGAAGGAACGGUUUCUCAUAGCAAUUCUGGUGAACCAUCACCUGCAGUUGGCGCCAUCUCCCAUCCGCAUAGGCAUUGGGUGGCUUAUGAUCCAAAGUUCCAAUCUUUGCCCGGCAAUAGAGAUUGAAGCUAUGAAACUGUAGUUUUCACAUGAAUGUAUUGUUUGGGCCAGGUUUAGUGUUCGCUGCAUUUAUUACCCCAGUAUGUAGUUCCAGGGACGUGGGGUUCUUAGCUAACAAUUGUAGAAACAAAUUGUCAGGUUUACUCCUUAGCACUACCAUUCUUGAAACGGUAGAUUGAAUUAAUGAGCAGUUGAGCUUAUGCUGUUAGAGAAAUCUUGCUAACAAUUUCCGGGGUUGAGUGUUUGAAUUUGUAUGUGUAAAUAUCUAUAUCUUUCACUAUUUCUCA